Molecule: messenger RNA, 3858 nt
Organism: Oncorhynchus keta (chum salmon)
Lineage: Eukaryota; Metazoa; Chordata; Actinopteri; Salmoniformes; Salmonidae
Product: outer dynein arm-docking complex subunit 3-like
Exons: 13
Coding region: 201-1850 (549 amino acids)
Biological process (GO): cilium movement; outer dynein arm assembly
Cellular component (GO): cilium
Source: RefSeq, a predicted model, not a curated record
UGUUCGGUCUCCAGCCUCGACCUGAUAGGGAAGUCAGUGUACAUGUUGCUAGGCAACGAGAGGCCAUCUGAACGACGGUGUUUUCACGCGAAUUCUGCUCAUACAAGGACAAAACUACCUAAAAGUGCGUCAGUUUGCAUCUAAUGCUAGCUAGCUACUUCUAAAGUCGACUAUUAGUUUGUGAUUAGUGCACACUGACAAUGCCGUUCAGCGCCGAGGCCAUUAAGCCGCCCCUUCAUGACCAAAUAACAGAACUGCAGAGGAAAAUUCAACUUCUUGAGGGCGACAGAAGUGCAUACUAUGAAAUGUCUCAGUCAAGCAUCAAGAAAAACAGGAAUUCUAUCCUUCAGCUGAGGCAGGAGAACAAGAGACUACACAAGAAGUUGGCUAACGCUCUUGCUGGGGACGAGCAGGUGAUAAAGGAGGCCUUCCAAAGCCGAGGCAUGGAGAAAGCUGCCUUCAGAAACAUGUCAGGGAAGGCUGCUCUCAAGGUGCUGGACCAGAAGGUGUGUGACAAGAUGAAGAAGCUGAACGCUCUAAAGCACACCACCCAGACGUACCGUCGUCGCCUGGAGGACCUACAGACACUGUACCAGAGUAUGAAGCCAGAGAACAGGGGACCAGAGAGAGACACGGAGAGACGCAGCGAGGAGGCCAAGAACUUGCGGGUGCUGGAGAAUCGUCUGGAGAAAGCCCAGCUGAAGUGCCAGGAGGCUGAACACAUCAUGAGAGGCUAUCUGAAACUAAAGGCCCACCUACAGGAGGAGAGCCUGACCUUCCAGUCCCAGCUGGAUAAACUAGAGGCUGAGAUCCUGAGACAGAGACAGGAGCUGAAGGACCUGCAGGUCCUGAACAGUGACGCACUCCUCUCCAAAGACACUGCCAAGGCAGAGCUGCAGCGUCAAGAAGAACAGAUGUAUAGGGAGAGGAAGGACAGAGAGUGUAUCCUCACCCGUUACAAGAAAGAGGCAGAGGACCGUAAGGCUCAGGCUGAGAGAGUGGAGAGAAGGGCCCAGCGGGCAGCCAUGCAGCCUGACGAGCUGAGUAGCGACGCCCAGCGCAGUGCCACCGGGCUGGGGGAGGAGGAGAGGGCCAUCUCCACCUUCGAAGAGGCCUUCAGACGCAUCAAGGAGGCCACGGGGUCACUGACACACGGGUACGGAGAGGAGGUGGUGGAGAGGUUCAUCUCCCAGGGAGACACCCAGCAGCACCUGGAGGAUCUGAAGAAGGAGAACCAGAGAACCCUGGUACAGCUGAAGGAGGACAGGGACCGUCUGCAGGAACACUUCCAGGACAUCAAGUACUCCGGGGAGACCAAGCUCUCCAGUGGUCAGCAGAUGCUGGAGGACUGUAAGCGCCACCUGCAGGCGGAGCAGGGGAGCCGUGACGCCGCCAAGGAGCGUCUGGACUGGCUGACCCGUACCCUGAACACGGUCCGGGCCGGGGUGGAACACCUAUCUGACAAACUGCAGCACAUCAAGCUGGGUGACCGACUGGAGCCCCAGCUGCCCCCCGGCUCAGAGGAGUACGUGGUGGAACUGCUGUCCCAGUCAGAGCAGAAGCUGCUGUUAUUGCAGGAGGAGCUCCAGGGGAAGGACCUGGCCGCCGUCAUGAAGGAGAUGGAGGAAGAGGAGUUCCAUGCCAGCAUCGAGGGGAAGCUGCCCCAUUGCAACACCCGCAUCAAGCUGCCUGAGGCUCAGAGACAGGACCCAUAUGAUGAAGAGGAGGAGAGCGGGGACGAUGAGGGUGACAUUAUCACCAGGGCGAUACUGAAGCACCAGUCUCAGCUCAUCAUCGACUCCAAGACUAAGAGGAAGACCAGGACCAAGAAGAAAAAGGGCAAGCUCUGAUCCUAGAUCAGUUAGGCUGGCUAGAGGUCACAAGAGCCAUAGAAAUAUAAUUGCUAGAAUGGGGAGUUUGUGUUUAGUGAUAGGUCAUAGGUCAUAUUUGUGCCCUGGAUUGAGUGAAAAUACUUUUGCUUAGAUGGCAUAGGGGACUUGAGUGAAAUCUUACUCCUCACAUAUAAUUAUUCAGUUAGCUAAAUAAUUAUAUUCCUUAUUAACUAAUGGAAUGCACAGUAAAUGUAUAUUGUAUAUUUGGGAUGAUACUAUAGCUAGGGAACGUUGUGGUGGCAGAUCAUAUAGUACCUUGCAGUCAUCACAUUAGCUACUUUAUGAAUGCAAGACUUGAUUUUAUCACAAAGCAGUUCAACACAAAAUCAUUUCCCACUUGCACCACUGAUUUGUAGAUUAUAAAAUUGUAAUCAAAAUAGGAAUGAAAAUCAAUAAAAAGCUUGAUUUGAAGAAUUACUCAAUUACUCAAGGUAAGAUUGCUCUAAUGCAGGGGUGUCAAACACACAGCCCGUGGGAUGUUUUUUGUUGUUGUAUAAUAUAUAUAUUUUUGAAUCUGCAUUGAAAUGACUUAAAUAUUGAAACUGUGUAGGAAUCAGGGCUUGACAUGAACCUUUUUAGCCUUUGGACAAGUAGGACAGAUUUUUUACUUGUUUACCAAAGUCACUUGUCCCCCCCAAAAAAGGUCUGUAUCACAAGUCAAAAGGGUGAGUGAAAAUGAGUGAAGUACACAUAUCCGUGGGAAUUAGGGGUGUUGAGGGUGCAGCAUCACCCCCUAAUAAAUCACUUUAUUCAUAAAUGAGUGAUUCAAUUAGUGUACUAGGCCUUUAUUACUCCUGUAUGAUUACUGCUGUAUGAUUACUCCUCUUUGAUUACUACUGUAUGUUUUGCGCUGCUUUGGUGACUCUUAGCUGUCUACAUUGUCCUCUUGCUUUUUGUAAAUAUAACAUUUAUUGAAAUAGGCUAUAGCAAAUAGGAAUAUAGGCAAUUUACUACCCUGCUGUCUGAUCCAAUUCUGAUCAGAGUAAUUGUUUGAUAUUGUGAUUUAAAAAAAACUGAAAUCUAUAUAUUCUGGUUGUCCGAUUUUAAAAACUUGCACCAGGCAAGUGGACAAACCUUAAGGUUGAGCCUUGGAAAUGAUAAUGGCCCUACAUCUACAGUCUCUUCACUCUGCCCAGAUUCAUAACCGUCAUCGGAACGAAAGCUAGACAGUCAGGGAGCAUGGGGAAAUUCCAAAAGCAAUGGAUAGAGAUUUUUGCUAAUUUUGACAGCUAGGAAACAUAAUCAAUCUAAAGUGAGGCCCUAUUGACCUCGGGGAAGACUGAAUGCGGCACUCCUGCUCUAAUUUUGUACAGGGUUUCCCAACUGCCGGCCCGCGGGUCCUCAAUUUAUUUGUAAAUAUGUUCCGAUCCCCUGACCAUCCACUCGAGAAAAAAUCAUCCUGCGGCUGAAUCUAGUUGAUGAUCCCUGAUUUAGUAGAAUAUACAAUAUAAAAAACGGUUGAAUUAGUCAUGCCAUGCAUCAUUUCCCUAUUUCUCCGUAAAGCUGGUAAAAGAAACUCCAUUUAUAACAGGCCAUGUUGUUACAACAGAAAUGUUAUACGGCAUCUUCUUGUUGGCACAACAGAUAUUAUUUCUAUUUUGUACUGCUUGUAUUUACUUCCUCUGUUUUACCAAGAAAAACUGGGCUGUUCUCAGAUCUGUUUGUACUGUCUUGCCAAAUCAUAUGGUCAUUGUCAUGCCAAACAUGGUUGCCUACCCACGAAAACAUUUCCUUCACUAUUACUCACACCUGGGUCUCUGGAGUGGCCCAGCGGUCUAAGAGACUGCAUCUCAGUGCAAGAGGCGUCACAGCAAAUCCCUCGUUCAAAUGCAGGCUGCAUCACAUCCGGCCCUGAUAGGGAGUCCCAUAGGGUGGCGUCCGAUUUUGGGCGGGGUAGGCUGUCAUUGUAAAUAAUAAUUUGUUCUUAACUGACUUCCCUGGUUAUAUAAAUAAUAUUCUGGCUUCA